This is a messenger RNA of Volvox carteri f. nagariensis, 687 nucleotides long. RefSeq lists its product as uncharacterized. The annotation marks the transcript as partial. NCBI's taxonomy places the organism in Eukaryota, Viridiplantae, Chlorophyta, Chlorophyceae, Chlamydomonadales, Volvocaceae. The record is from RefSeq and is a predicted model, not a curated record. Gene Ontology annotation, biological process: proteasome-mediated ubiquitin-dependent protein catabolic process. The transcript has 5 exons. Gene Ontology annotation, molecular function: protein binding; ubiquitin protein ligase activity.
UAUGAGGCGCACGAGCGGCGAGUGUGGGGGGUGGACUUCUGUCCUCACCCCUCUCGCCACCACUACUUUGCCAGCGGCAGCGAUGAUGGGCUGGUAAAGCUAUGGAGCACCCAGCAGGCCUCCAGCUGCCUGGCCCUGGAGCUCCGCGGCAAUGUGUGCUGUGUGGAGUUCCACCCGCACCACCCGCACCUGCUGGCGGUGGGCUCGGCGCUGCACUGCGCGGCUGUGUACGACUUGAGGCAGCCGGCUGCGCCCCUGCACACCCUGCUGGGUCAUCGUCGUGCUGUGUCGUACGUCCGUUGGCUCUCCAACCGCCAUGAGCUCGUCACCGCUUCGACAGACAAUACCCUCAAACUGUGGUCCCUAUCGCCCCCACCACCUCCAGCUCCAUCGGCUCAGCCACUGGUUCGCACAUUUUGUGGCCAUGUGAACGAACGCAAUUUCGUGGGUCUGGCUACCGACGGGGACUACGUGGCGUGCGGGAGUGAGCGCCACGAGGUGUUCGUGUAUCAUCGCUCGCUGCCGCAGCCGGCCUUGAGGUUCAGUUUCGCGGGCAGCCCCCAUCAGGGCCCCAACUACCAACAACAGCAACAACCCAACCACUUCGUCACUGCUCUCCAAUGGCGCCGCAACAGCCCGCACCUGCUGGCCGCCAACAGCGCCGGCUGUCUAUGGUUGCUGGGGCUG